Procambarus clarkii (red swamp crayfish) is the source of this 2503-nucleotide messenger RNA. The record is from RefSeq and is a predicted model, not a curated record. NCBI's taxonomy places the organism in Eukaryota, Metazoa, Arthropoda, Malacostraca, Decapoda, Cambaridae.
UGCUCCUCGACCCAACACCCUUUAGCCUAACCUUCCACAUCAUUAAUGUUUUUGGUGUUUUGAUGUAACUCUCGUAGAGGCUUUAGAUUUAUGUAAGGCACAAACUACAUAAAGACGGACGGAGAGAAUACAGCGACCUAUCAUGUAGCAGCAUCCCAAAAGCAUUGAUCACCGAAUAAUAUUUUCGUUCAUUAAGAGCUUAUUGUAUCAACCUACUCUAAUCUAACAUCAUAAUAAUAAAAAUGGUGCCGGCCUGGGGGGUCAGGUGUGGCGGGCAGUGGGACCAAUGGGGAAGUGUCUGUCUUGUUUAAAGGUCCCUCCACCCGCCCACCAGCACAGCAUAUCACACCAUCCAACACUACAACACCCUCCUCCCCGGCACGAAUAUGAACGGACAAGAGAAGUAAGUGAAAGUGGCAGCAGUCUCAGUGGUGUGGAGGGUCGGUCUCCAAUACCACCACCUGAUGCACAGAGUAAUGGCAGUGGAAAAAAUUCUGUAAUUAUCAGUUGUUCAGAAAAGCGUUCAUUUUACUCCCGAAUUCCACCACUUGCAAAGUCUGCCAGCAAUGAAGUCAGAAGAUUAUCAUCUAAAGACUAUUCUGAAACAAAGAUUUUAUUAUUAUUUGAUCAGUACAAGGACAGCCAGUGUGACUAUAUUCUGUCAGAAGGCAUUGAACAUCUCUGUAUGGAUUUGGAUGUAAAACCUGAAGAGUUUAAAGUGUUAGUUUUGGCAUGGAAAUUUGGGGCUGAGACUAUGUGCAGGUUUAGUAGAGGUGAGUUUGUGAAUGGGUGUAAAGCCCUCAGAGUGGAUUCUAUAAAAGGUAUACAGUCCAAAUUUUCAGAUAUGUUACUUGAGGUUCAGGACCCGGAAAAAUUUAAAGACCUAUAUAGAUUCACUUUUAAGUUUGGCCUGGAUGCUGAUGCCAGCCAACGAAUCCUACCGUCCGACAUGGCAUUGCUGCUAUGGAAACUUGUUUUUUCACAGCGUGAGCCUUCAAUUUUGAAGAGAUGGUUGACGUUUCUUGAAAGACAUCCAAACAUUCGGGGUAUCCCCAGAGACACCUGGAAUAUGUUCCUAAAUUUUACAGAAGCUGUAGGUGAUGAUUUAAGCUCCUAUGAUGAUACAGAGGCUUGGCCUAGCCUUUUUGAUGACUUUGUUGAGUAUGAAAAUGAUGAGUUGAACCAAAAUAUAACCAAGGAUCAUAAAGAAGAAAGUGAAUAAUAUUAUGUAAGUGCUAGGAGGGAAUAGUUCAUAUGUGAAUAUGUUGUAAGUUAUAUUUUUUCAGAAGGUAUGACUGAAUUUGGUAUUGUUCUCUUUCUACAAGUGCUAAUGCUAAAAACUUUAGAAAAUUCUGUUCCAUCUCUACUGUGGCCAUAGGUAUUAUGUAUAUAUGAAUGCUAUGGGUUACUUAAUACUGUACGGUAUUAUGAAUGACAUCUUGUAUUAGCAAGUUGAUAAAAGAUAAUCUUAAGAUAAAAGAUAAACAAUAGAUGUGCAAUCAUCCAUUGCAUGUUUGUGACACAUUUUGGCAUGUGUGUCGCUGGUAAAGUGUAUGAAUGCAGUUGAUUUUACUGUCAUAGUGAGAGAAGAAGCAUUUCUCUUGUGGGUCACCUGAGGUUUUUCUUUAUAUUGUACUUUAUUUUCUUGUAAAGUAAACAAAUUUAUCUUAGUGAUGUUAAAUUUGACAAGCUUUAAAGGAUUGUGGCCAUAGUUGUUAUUAUUUGCUUCAUAAAUGAUGCUUUCAUAAAAUAGAAAAUUCUAAAUUUAAAUGUCUUUAUCGGCUGUAAAGUUUUGGGAAAUUAUAUUGCUUAUAAUGUGUUUACAAUAAAAAAAAAUGUUUGAAGGUACGGUACAUGAUCACUUGGACGUUUAUUAUUAUUUUAUGAUAUAUUUCACGUUGCAUAUAUUUUAUCCAACAGCUGACUUUAGAGAGUGGAGAAAAGGUUGACUGUUUAGUCUUGGGUCAAGUAAUGCACUCAUAUUAUAGAUUAGCAUAGCCAUACCUGCAGGGUACAGUCAUAAGAGAAUUGAAAUUUGGAUCUGAAUUACACUAGAAGAAGAAAAAUGCUAAUUUGACUGGCAUGCAGUAAAUAUAUUUGUAAAUGGUUUGCAAUAACCGCUGUGUUAUGACAGCCAAGCCACAAAAUUAUUGAUUCUCAGGUCUCCUAUUCAUUAAGUUUGUGAUGUAAUUUAAGAAAUCCUUAGUUUUUUUAUUGAAUAAUAGGCAGGUGGAAAUUGUACUUAAAUAUAUAUCUUUAAUUGAUGUUCCUUUACAGGUGGAGUUAUUCUGAUAUUUUUAUUUUAUAUCCAGGUGCUUCAGUUACUGUACAGUAAUAGAAGGGACUGCAAAGUUUUAAUUUAUUUCUUCAUUCUUUUCUAGAUAAUCCUUUAUACAUGAAUUCGAGAUUUCAAUAGUCCACACAUGCUUCUUUGCUGUCAAUUACCUCAUCCUUGAUUCUCCUCCACAACUCUCCCAUCGCAUCUGAUCACACACCCUUUAUA